CUCAGUGUUGAUCUGGUGAGUGAGGUGACCUUUUACAGUCACUCCUCCUGAUUCAGUGUUGAUCUGGUGAGUGAGGUGACCUGUUAGCCGCUUCUAUUCCUGACUCAGUGUUGACCUGGUUACGACGGGCCGCUGCAGUACGCUAUGACGGACGGUUUGAGUCCGGACGCUGCCAUGACGACGGUGCAGGUGCUGCCAGUGGUGGGUCAGACCUCGGACUUCACAGACGACGAGGACGACCUUCCCACUGAGACGGAGAAGAAACUGGCUGGUCUACAUCUAAGUGGCUUCGUCGACGGUGACGUUGAGGACCAGGAGUCGACACCCAUCAUUCCGUCUACAUCACCAGUGUCACCAGAGGAAGCACCGCUGGCUGCAGUGCUCCCCCAAACCCACAGCAUCAGCACACAGCACAGCCACGACCAACACAGUGGCAACCUCCGUCCUAGUAGUGCGGAAUCCGUGGGAUCAGGUGAAGUGCCAUCAUCGCUAGCAGGGAACCUAGAAGAUGGCCCAGAGGUGGAGAAGUUUGUCCUGGAGCCUGCAGUGGAGGGCUCCCUUAUCAAGUGCCGCAUAUCCAGGGACAGGAAGGGCAUGGACCGGGGUCUCUUUCCUACUUACUUUUUGCAUAUGGAACGAGAUGAUGGAAAGAAGGUAUUCCUACUAGCAGGACGAAAACGUAAGAAGUCGGCCACUUCCAACUAUUUAAUCUCAGCAGAUCCAACAGACCUGUCUCGUGGUGGCGAGUCAUUUUGUGGUAAACUUAGAUCCAAUUUGUUGGGGACGCAGUUUACCAUAUUUGACGGAGGUGAGGGACGUAAGAAAGCACUUACAUCCUCCAACACCACUACAACCACCACCAACACCAACAUAGAGAAGCCUGGCUCCAGACAGGAGCUAGCUGCUGUAAUCUAUGAAACCAAUGUACUAGGCUUCAAAGGUCCAAGGAAGAUGACAGUCAUACUCCCAGGGAUGACAGCUGACCACCAGAGAGUAGAGUUUCGUGCAAGUGUAGAACACGACAGUCUUAUUGAGAGGUGGAAGACUAAGAACAUGGAUCAAUUGAUAGAGUUGUGUAACAAGACGCCAGUGUGGAAUGACGACACUCAGAGUUACGUCCUCAACUUCCACGGAAGAGUCACUCAAGCCUCUGUUAAAAAUUUUCAGAUUGUCCAUGAAAGUGAUGUUGACUACAUCAUUAUGCAGUUUGGUCGAGUGGCAGAAGAUGUAUUUACCAUGGACUACAGGUAUCCCAUGUGUGCUCUUCAGGCAUUUGGUAUUGCUCUAUCUUCAUUUGACUCAAAAUUAGCUUGUGAAUAAUGUAUUUAGCACAUUUAGAUAUCUGCUUCUAACUUUUGGAUCAUGUAUGCAUAGGACUGUACUGGCUAGUAUCCUUGUUACGAUACAGUUAGGUUCUAACUAAUGGAGUGCAUGUAGGUAAUGCUGGAAAAGGAACAGGUCAGUACUAAGUUGCCUAAUGCCUUGUUCUUUCAUACACACUAUAAGCUAAGGUGAAAUGUGAUGCUUGUACUUUGCUAAAGAGCUGUGUGCCAUUUUUUCCUAAGUAUUAUAGAUUAUAUACAAAAAUAUCAGAGAAUUUGUCUGUAAGCAAUUAGCCUGUUUCAUAUAAAUUAGUUUUAUCACUAGUUUAAAAAUUUUGAGUGGCUUCACACAUAGGUAGGUACAGUAUAUAACUUUUUAUGAAUGGGUCUCACUUCAUAUAAACACACUGGCAGUAUCCCAACACAUUUCUUGCACUACUACAUAAAAUGCCUGCAAAACUGUAACCAGGGGUGUGCUGGCAGUUUCUUAGCUAACAACUGGUUCUGAUAAAAAUUGAAGUUUGGAUAUAAAUAUGUGCAUGCCAGCAAGGUUAGAAAACCCUUGUCUGUAUACCUUGGUCUGUGACCAUUGGUUCAUAGAGGUAAUUUGAAAUAUUAGCUUGAAUUUUUUUAAUCUCUGUUUAAGACCUACCAAGCCUGUGCACUGGAUCAGAUGCUUCCCCACUCCUCCUAGGGUAUUCCUACACUCUCUGCACACUUCACACUUGGAGGUUUUCUACAUGCUCAGAACAACAAUCAUCUUGAUGAGUAAGACACAUGGGCAGCAGUUGGAUAUCUUUAUUGUUGAAACAUUUUGCCUACACAGUAGGCUUCUUCAGUCAAAUACAGAGGCAGCAGGCAUAGUAGUGAGAUGAAGAUGUAAUCAGUCUAUCAAUAUGUGUCUUACUCAUCAACUUGUUGGUAUUUUGUACCAUUUUUCAAUGUAAUCAUCUUGCUUUUAUUAACAUCAGGCUUGUUCAUUUUUUAAAUUUUUUGUGCUUUCCAGUUACCUUAUUUAUUUCUCUCUUGUUGUUCCUGGCAUUCCCAUACUACCCACCUUUUCAUUUUAUCUUUGUCUCAAAAUUAAUUUCUAUUUACUACUAAAUAUUUGUUAAAAUUCAACAAAUGUUUCCAUGCUCCAAUUAGAGUUUUACAAGUAGCUUGGGCCAGCCAGACCAAACUGCCUCCAGCACACCUCAAAUUGUAACUCAAAAUUUUCAUAAUUGGUGAAUGUUAAACACAGUUUUAUGAUUAAAAGACCCAGUGUUGUAUGUUUCUAUGUGAAUGUCAGAUGUCCAUAUAAAUAAAUAAUAGUUACUGAUAUUUUGCAUAUAUUUUAUAUUUUGUUAAAUAUUGUUUGUAAGAUAAUAAUAUUUGUAACAGAUCUCAUUACAGACUACUAAUUUGAUGUACAUUAAGGUCCCCAAAGAUUUUCAUAUUCUUUAAAUAUUUAGAAUAUAAAAUAUUAAUACUUUUCACCAUGUUAUUAUACUGUUGUAAACAGAAGCAAUCUGUAUAUAUCUAUAUAGUAUGUUACAAUUAUUCACUUUUCUCAGUAUAUUAAUCAUGAGGUUCUUAUUCAUCUCACAGACUUUCAGACAAGUUGGUGAAUGCAGCUAUUAUACCUAUUUGUCCUUAAUCUGUUUUCUACUACAGUAACAUAUUUUAAGUUUUUUUCAGUGAUUGGUUUACCAGUUAAUACAUUAUACUGGCAACUCAACACAGACACCUAGAGUUGGAAAGUAUUGGAACUGUAUAGCUAGGUUGAAUAAGGCAAUAAUUUUAUUUGCAAUAAAUGUAAUACACUUCAAAUAUGAUUUUCUUUAACCAGUAAACGGUCCAAACGUAUAUAUACGUUUUUUCAACAUUUGAAAGUAUGUAAAAAAGUAGAUCUUCUUUUUGUUUUUUUACAUUUGAAAAUGUGUAAAAAAACUUUGAUCUACUUUUUUUUUUGUUACAUUUGAAAAUAUGUAAAAAAAACGUAGAUCUACUUUUGUAGCACUACACAUGUGAACGUAGAUCUGCUUGGACCGUUUACGGGUUAAAGGAUUACAAAUUGAUAAGUACUGUACUAAUAAUUGUCCAAAAGUGACAUGUGAACUGAUGACACAUGUAGUAAAACACAUACUCAUAGCAAGGCAAGUUAUUAUUGAUCACUGUUUUCCUCCAGUGUGAACUUUAUCAAGGUUCUAAUAGGCUUACACUGGAGAGUAGCAUGGUCUAAUAAAGCCUCACCUUGUUAUGUGCCAUUGCUUUAUGCUCUCGGCAUGAAGAAUUGCUUAAUGUUUUAAUCUAAACUAAUAGUACGUGAAGAAUGUUACAACACACUGAAAUUAUGGUUAAAUACUUUGGAAUGACACUGAUUUGACUGUUAUCACGCUGUUACUUAAUCAGAAUUUUUUUAUUUUUGAAUUAUGUAUAUAUGUUUGGAAUGGCAUGGCCUUUCCAAAUGUAAGUGAAUAUGACUCACUAAUUGUAUUUAUGCCUUUAUUCAGAGCUUUUGUACACUAUAAUAGUACAUGCACUGAGAAGUGUGUGUUUGUCAGUGUAUAUAUUCCUAGCAAUGCAUAUCUGUAUGUAUGUACUUAGAGAGGCACAUAUUUCUCAAGCAUAUAUAGUGAGAGGGUGUAUGUCUCAGUGUAUAGACCCCAAGAGUUAUGCAGUUCUCAAUGUGCUGUAUAUCCACUGAGAUUAUACUUUACUCUCUAUUUUAAAAGAUUCAAGUAUUCUUAACAUUAGUGCACAAAUGAAUUGAAUCCUUUAAUGACCCACUACCAACUGAUAGGCUUUAAACCUGACAAACUGAUUUUGCUACUUCAAGUCACUUUCAUUAAUGGUGCAAUGGUGAACUAAUUUUAUAUGAAAAUGCUUUAAAGUUAGAAAAUGCAGAAAACAUCAGAAUAACCACUAUACAUUAACCCCUGAGGCAGCAAACUUUUCAUAAAAAUUUUUAUGUCAAAACCUACUCCUGUCAAAAUUUAGGUCUCAUAGAUAUUUUUAUGGUAAAUUAAUUCAAAAUUAUUUAUAUUACCAUGAUGUAUAAUCUCUCAAACUGAUAUUGCAGGAGGUAUAUAUUUUUACCCAUUGAUCUGAGAAAUACACACAAAGUGAAAUUUGAACCAUAAUUUAAGGUAUUUUACCUAUGGUACAGUAUUAUGAAGAAUUGCUUAUAGAAACCAAAGGAUGGAAAAUAUAUGGUAAAAAUAGAGAUAACAAAAAUAUACUACUGUACUAUCAGUUUCAACAUACUGUAUUUCAGCUAUUUACAGUUGGAUUAGUUGAUUCGGAGACAGCUAUAGAAGGAAAUUCUUGAUGGCAGACUAGCAGUGGCAGAUGAUAAUGUAUCCUAAAAUUCUCAAAACCCACAUGUUUUUAAUGUUAGGAAAAUGCUCUUCACAUUUUUAAUAAAAUGAGCCUAAAUACAGUAGCAUGUCAUACCUGUAACAUGUUGGAUGCACUGAUACCUAUGCUCUUUGUGCCUUCUUUACAAAAUAUUAGAUUCAUCCCAGGAAAUUAUUUAGGUAACUGUAUGCACCUAAUUAAUAAGUGAAUGUGCCUAAUUAAUGUUGAAUAAACAAAGCCUAUAUUUAAAUAAAUAUUCUGUAUACCCCAUAAACAACGUAGAGGAUGAAGCAAAAAUGUCAGGUUAAGAAUGAUAAACAGAGUGUGGCAUAUGACAAACUAAUAGAAGAACAAAAGGAAGUGGAAAGAGCAAUUGAUUAAAAAAUGUGCAACCUGUAGAUAGAAGUAAAUGAAAAUUAGUUAUAAUUCACAUGAUGUACUCUGUUCAUAAUCAGUGAAGCAUUUAUAUAACUUCUAUUGUUAGAUUGCAAGUAUGUGGUGGCACUAGUUAGUUUUCCCAUGAUGUUACCCAGAGUGGUGGUACUGUACUAGCUAGUUUCCUGUGAUGCUACUCUCUGUACUGGUACUGUACUAGCUAGUUCUCAUGAUGCUACCCAGAGUGGUGGUACUGUACUAGCUGGUUGCCUGUGAUGUUACCCUUAGGAAUGAUAAUGUACCAUGUAGCUAUUUUCCUCUGAUGCUACAGAGAGUGUGAAAGGAAAUACAAAAUGUGUCACUCUGUGUAUCUGUGGCCCUCUUUCCCUUAUUGCUUCUCUAUCCUUUCUUCAUGGGUGCCUUAUCAUUCUAAUAUUUGAGAAGCAGGGCAUUGCUCAUGAUGAUGACAGUAAAUACAUAUUCUAGGCAAAAUAUACAAUAUGAUAAAAUCUUAAAAAUACUUCAGUUAUCAUGCAGUAUUGGAAGACACCCCCUGUGUCCCCUGGCUGCAAUAAUGAUAAGCCUGGAAAAUUCCAACAACAGAAGUUACUCAUAGUAAAACUGUUUUACAAAUAUUCUUUAAUAUCCUGCAUAUAUAGGAGUGUCUUGAUGUCAUAGAAUGGGUGCUAUAUUGAAUUAAUUCUUUGGGUUAAAAGCCCAUGACACACAUUGAUCAGUAAGCAUCAUAGGAUGAUGUGGAUGGAUGUGGAGUUAGUCAGUGCAUAGCAGAACCCAUAACUAAGAUAACCUCUUUAACCUAUGAAAAGCUGUCCUAUACUUCUAUGGUAAAUGGUGACAAGUUGCAUUAUUUGUUUUUGAUUCAGACAUUCCUCUGAUAUCAUACAAAGAUACUGAGUGAUUACUAUUUCUGUAAUUUAAGUUAUUUUUAAGAAUACAGUGGAACCUUUACUAUAUACAUUUGUCUAUCAUGGCUGUAUGUGGAAAGAGGGUACAAUAGUUGAUGUUGUUAGAUAACUUAGGUCCCUUUACUCAAGACCCAUAAUAGAAUAAAACAGCUGUUAGUAAUAAAUUUAAAUGAGAAAUUUAUAGAUAUUUAAAUAAACAAUUCAAAUAUUCUCAGCCAUAAGUUGACACUGUCCACAAUUCAAAGGAAAUAUAAAAUUUAUAAUGAGGUACUUUUCAGAUAGUGUUCAAUAGUGUUUGUCUUUUUAAUCACGAGACUUAUUUUUUCAGGAUAUUUUUAUACAUACUGUUUAUGAAUCUUGUUUUGCUGCACAAAUACUAAUUUUCAUAAUUAUUAUACAGUAUAGUACUGUACUUUUUAUUUAAAUUCUAAAAGAAUGAGAUGCUACAAUAUAGAAUAAAAUGCAAAAAAUACCUGCUUAUUCUGGGUGAAGAAUAAGCGGGUAACUAGCCUGAGACUUGAUUGAUUGGACAAGGGCCUGGAGUGUGUUCCAAGAGUCAAUGCCCCUUCAGCCCUGUCCAUAACCUGUAUAAGUCACUAUGGUAACAAUUAUGCAUUUUGCACUCUAUGGUGUGGAGGGUCAUUAGGGUGCCUAUUACUGUAUACCAGCAGAUGCCACUGGGUCAGAUGGCUUGUUAAAAAAAAUUCCCACCACCUGUGCCCUGUGUUACAUAGCAGCUACUGCAGCAGCAAUUCUGUUCCAGCUCAUAGUCAAUGGAUUUACUAUUGUUGAAGGAUGUUACCAGAGCCACUCAGCUUAAUCCACUGAGCAAGUUUAUGACCUGCAACAAAAUGCCUUUCUUCUGACAAUUUAAAAACUCUAAAUGUUUUAUAGAAUUACUAAUUUUUUAUAUAUAGUAAGUUUUGUUAUAUAUCAGCCAUAAAUUUGAGGACAUUCUGAGCAAUCUCUCUUUGAAAAAAGUAAACUUAUGAAAAUAUACAGAUGUUGUACCAGGCUUGAGAUUUGUAAUUAAUAGUAAAGUUACAGAUAGUAGAGGUUCCACUGUAUAUAAUUCUGAAUUUUUCUUUACAAAUUUAUUGUGCCAUAAUAUAUUAGGCUGUUUUAUUACACUUUAAUGACUUUGAUUUUUUAUUUAAGUUUGUAUAGGAAGCUUUAUUAUAUUCCAGUGAAAUGUGCUGAUAAUCAGUCGAUGUUGUGGCAGACACAGUUCAGUGCUGACAAAUGUCAGGUUGUAAUCCUAGGAAAAGAGAGUAACUAUUGCAUAUACAAACUAAAUAUUGUAGACCAUAGUCAAAUUGAAUGAAAAAAACAAUUAGGUGUUCUGAUUACCAGAAAUAUAAAGCCUAGACAACAGUGCAUAGGUGUUCACAAUAAUACUAAUAGGAUUAUUGGCUUUAUAUCUAGAAGGAUAAAUAGUAGAAGUCCUAAGGUUAUACUUCAACUCUACAUACAGUGGAACCUUGGUACGCGAACACCUCCCUACUCAAACAAAGCUCAGCACUCGACCAAACCAACAUGACCUGCCAGGACUUCACUGUACACUAUUUUGUGUUUUUUAGCAUUUUUCUUUUUUAUUAUUUGUGAUACCCAACCAAAAAGAAAAUUGGUUGCAAAGAAUUUGUUCAAUACUCGAACAGAUCGGCACUUGAACAGCCUUCUGGAAUGAAUUACAUUCGAGUACUGAGGUUCCACUAUAUUUUUAGUAAGGCCUCAUAUACAUAUGCUGCUCAAUUAUUGUGGUCUCCAUAUCACAAAAUGGACAUAAAUGCACUGGGAAAUAUACAGAGAAGAAUGACGAAGAUGAUUCCAUGUAUCAGAAACCUCUCCUGUGAAGAUAGGCAUCGAAUUUACACUCUCUGUGAAAACAUAAAAUAGGGGAAGAUAGAAUAGGGGGGAGAUAUGACUGAAGUGUACAAAUGGAAAUCAGAAAUAAAGAGGAUAUAAAUAACUUGCUGAAAUUAUCUAACCAAGACAGGAAUGCAGUAAUGGAUUUAAGUUGGAGAAAUUGUAAUAUGAAUAAUAGUGAUGUAGUGACUUGGCAGUCAGUUUGUAGAUGAGUGGAACAAACUCCCAGGUAGCAUCAUUAGGGUGAGAACCUGGGUAGCUUUAAAUAUAAGUUGGAUAGGUUUGUGAGUGGGUAUGAGUUAGACCUGCCUAGCAUGAGUCAGUAGGUCUUCUACAGUGUUCCUUCAUUCUUAUGUUCUUAUAGCUGAAUUAAUAUACAGUGGUACCCUGAGUUCUGUACAUAAUUCGUUCCAGAAGACUGUUCGAGUGCCAUUACCAAACAAAUUUGUUCCCAUAUGGAAUAAUGUAAGUUAGAUUAGUCUGUUUCAUACCCCCAAAAAUGCACUUACAAUAAUACAUUUACAUAAUUGUUUGAGUUGGGAGCAGUGCGAAACUCAGAGUACCACUGUACUAUACUGUAAUACAGUUUACAAUAUAAAUUAUCUUCUUCAAAAGGUAAAGAGCCUUGGCCUUACUCUUCACACUUCCAUAUUUUUAUGAAACUACAAUAUUUCAAAAGUACUGAUAAACACUAGAAUAUAAUGUAAUAUGUCUUGACAAAAGAGUAUACUGUAACUUCUACAAACUAAACUAUAUUCUUAUGCAUUAGUGUAGAGGGCACAGUUACAGUACUUAGGUAUCCUUCAAGGAAGAUACCAUGAUGAUUGUGAAGGGCUCUUGAUCCAGGGAAUUGGAGUUACCCUCUACUCCUUGGAUCAAACCUGAUAGCCUCCUGUUAUUCAUUCCCCUACAGCUGUUGACCUUUACAGGUUCAGCACUUCCUUAGCAGUAUAAUAAUAAAAUAAUAAUAAUAAAAAUACCAAUAAUAAUUUAAAAUCUCUAUAUUUUACAUAACAAAUUCUGUAUCUCAUUAACCUUGUAUAUACAUACAACACUGUAAAAAUAUCACCUGAAAAACAAAAUAUUGACAAGCCAAAAUUUUUUUAUCGAGUAUCGUCCCUAAAGACAGGUUAUAUUAUGCAGCAUUUCUCAUAAUUUUUCUUGCUGUAUAUAUUAUUAAAUUUUUUUAGUCUCUAAAUUCUGUGUGCUCUUAAUUUUGUAAUCUUAAAUCAACUGUUUUAUAUAAUAUAAAUAUGCAUUCAUUUAUGUUAGUUUAAUAAAGAAAAAAGUUUGUCAGUAGUGCAAUAGACUUAUAGAUCUUGAGAAACUAACAAAUUUGAAAUUUCUCUUAGAAAGUUACAUGACCUUGUUUCCUAAGGUGCCGGUAUAUGAAAAUGUUACUGUAGCUAAUUUAAGCAUUGUUGUAAAUAUAGAGAGUCCUCGUCUUAUGCUUCUUAUUAGUUCCAGUACAUAUAUCAGUGUUUAUCCACAUGUUUAUCCACAUGUUAUAAAAUAGAGCUGUGUUUCAGGCAGACCUCAGGAAACCAAUUUUUGAAGAGAGAAUAAUCCUAGACUAAUCUAACUAUAUAACUGCACCCAGUCUAAAAUUUAGAACACCGUACAUCCUAUAUUUUUUCAGUUGUCUUUCUCGAUUGUGAGACCAACUAAUUGAUGUUGCUAUGGUGACUGAUCUGUUUUUCUCCCUCUUCUUCACCAUCAUGUAUUUAUCAGUGAUUUGCUGGACAGCUUCUCUUUUCUUAUGACUGUAGUGCUCUCUAUAACUGUUAUAAUCACUGGUAACUGCACAUCAACAUUAUGAGGAACAACAUAACUCGAGGACUUCCUGUACAUAUUUUCAAUUGGUGUCAUAUCAUUUUCACUUAACUAUUAGUACUAAGCUUUCUUAUUCUGUAAUGUAUUUGUUCCUUAUCAUAAUGGAUUAUAUUCUACUUAGGAUGUUUUAUCAUCCAUUCUCUUUUGCACUUAAUUUAAGUUUUUAAGAUAAAUUGCAUCAUUUUUUUUGAGAUUUCAAGUUAAAUUACAAGCAUCAUACCUCACCAUGAACUAGGUCAUAUGUAAAUAUAAAAUUUCAUAUGUGGAAAUUUAAGCUUUUAAGAUGUGAUAGAUGAUGAUAGAGGCAGGUGAUAGUCUCGCUAGCAUCAGGAGUGGCAGGGUUGUCAAAUACUCUCUCUUCAAUAUAAGGGAAACUGAUUUCACUCUUUUGGUCCGUCCCUUUCCUGAAUUGAGAAUGACAGUUCUCAUCUGAUCUUUUCUUUUUUGCAUAGCUUAACAUGACUUUGAGAGAAUUUAUAAGAGAUUAUGCCAUUGUAGUAAAUUAUUUAUGGUGAUUUAAAUAGUCUCUUCCUUCACAACAAAUGAAUAUUCUUUGCUUACAAAACUGAUACGAAAUGGCAGAAAGUAUUCACUUACUGUACCUGGAGUUUACCUGGAGGUAACCUAAUACUAAUUUUUUAUAAAGAGCAUAACCCAGGAAUAGCUCCUAAAUAUUUUGGUACUGUGCACCCAAAUCUUUUAAUAUACACAUUCUUAAUUAAUUAAACAUAAUUAAAAAAUGUAUUGACAUAAUAGUCCAUUCCAUCAUUAAUAAUUAGUAUAAAAUACUGUAUAUGUGCUGAGUUAUUUAUUAUAAAUUUUUAAUAUUUUAGGAAAUUGUUAGGUAAUGCCUGUCUAAUAAAUUUUCUAAAAAAUCAUUCAAAAUAAUUUUGUACAUCAAAUUACUUUCAUAUGUUUAUUUCAUUAAAUAAAUGCAAUUUUACAAACAUAAUGACAGAUGCAGUCUCCUGGUAUUUUACUUGGGAAUUUAUAAAAAUCAAUAUCUAAACUUACAAAUCAUGGGAGUUUACAAUGCAAAAAGCUUAUUGCAAACCAAAAGCACAUAAAUUGUGAGUCUGAGUAAUAGAGCAGUGAGGGAAUUUGCAUUUAACCUGCAAACAGAUUGUGAAGCGAGGUACAUAUUUAUAAAAGAAGAACUUUAAAUAUUAUUAAUAUUUUCACUUUGUAUACAGUACAGUAUGUUAAAUUAUGAUACAAAACCAAAAUAUGAAACACUGCAUGGCAGAAAAGAAUAAGCACCAAAUUCAAACAAUGGAGAAAUAUGCAGGCAUGGGGAUGAUCGGAGCUAUGAAGCUGAGGCUACUACACUAUGUUAUGGGGCACCAACUUAGGUUAAAGAUGCAGGAGACAAUAUCUACAAGUUCCCACAAACAGACAAAACAUUAAGGAAUCUCUUCAUUCACUAACCUGGAUUUUUCCCAUGAUGGCACGUAUUCUUUUCUGGUGCACAAUGCCUCGUGUUUUAAAAUGUUUUGAUCGUGUAUUUACAGGUCUCCCUCAACAUUCGCGUUUUCAACUUUCGCGGGCUUCACACAUUCGUGAAUUCCCAACCGCCAAAUUCCCAGCUGCCAAAUCAUAUUUAAGUUUACCGCCACGAGUCCUUACUACCCUCCCUCCAACCCCUGCAACUGGCAGCCAGUCCUCCCACCACUGUGUGGUGAGUGUUUUGUUUGUUCAUUAUUUGCUAUUAAACUACAGUAUAAAUAAUGUAAACCCAUUUAUGACUGCAUAUUGGAAUGGCUAUUCGGACAGGUAUUGGAAGGUGACAUCAUGUGUUUACUCUUGAACACAGCAAAGAAUCAAACAUUUCUGCUACUGCUAAAAAUAAUAAUAAUGGAGAUGGGAAGUAAAGUGCCUGCACUCUGGGGGAGGGGUGUUGGUGUUGCAGUUUAAAAACUGUAGUGUGAAGCACUCUUCUGGCAAGACAGUGAUGGAGUGAAUGAUGGUGAAAGUUUUUCUUUUUCGGCCCACCCUGCCUUGGUGGGAAUCGGCCAGUGUGUAAAAAAAAAAUAUUAAUAUAAUAAUAAUAAUAAUAAUAAAUACGAUAGAACUGAAGAAGGAAAUUGUACAAAAAUACGAGGGUUGAAGCAGUGGUGGAGGAAGUGGUUGACGCAGCGUCAGUGUGGCUUUGUUUAUGCUGGAGUGAGUAUUAGUCUCCCUGCUCUUCCAAACAUUUCACAAUAAUUCAUUGUAUUUUGUGCUUGUAGAUUGAGUGUGACUGGAGUGGUUGAGGCAGUGGUAGAGGCAGUGGGUGAGGCAGUGGUAGAGGCAGUGGGUGAGGCAGUGGUAUUUACUAACAUAUAUGUUAUAAAUAAUAAUAGUACAUGUUAAUAUUAAUAACAUUUAUAAUAAUAAUAAUAAUAAAUGUUAUUCAUAAUGUACUAUUAUUAUUUAUAACAUAUAUGUUAGUAAAUAUCACUGC
This is a messenger RNA of Cherax quadricarinatus, 12107 nucleotides long. The record is from RefSeq and is a predicted model, not a curated record. Lineage: Eukaryota; Metazoa; Arthropoda; Malacostraca; Decapoda; Parastacidae.